This is a messenger RNA of Boleophthalmus pectinirostris (great blue-spotted mudskipper), 2028 nucleotides long. It is a transcript of the gene arih2, whose product is annotated as ariadne homolog 2 (Drosophila). The transcript has 15 exons. The record is from RefSeq and is a predicted model, not a curated record. Gene Ontology annotation, biological process: positive regulation of proteasomal ubiquitin-dependent protein catabolic process; ubiquitin-dependent protein catabolic process; protein polyubiquitination. Gene Ontology annotation, molecular function: zinc ion binding; ubiquitin protein ligase activity; ubiquitin conjugating enzyme binding. Bases 350 to 1876 code for a protein of 508 amino acids. Gene Ontology annotation, cellular component: cytoplasm; ubiquitin ligase complex. Lineage: Eukaryota; Metazoa; Chordata; Actinopteri; Gobiiformes; Gobiidae.
ACCGGAUGUGACGUGCCGUAUAAGUCGCUGUGUAACCGUGUAACUUCCAGGUCCCAGCCCCGUGGACUCAGUAAAAAUCGCUCUUUCCUCACCUUUCUCCGCCAAACUAAGCGCCUUUGGGUGUCAUCGCGGACCGGACCCGUGCCUCGGACCCAGAGUCCCAUUUUGUCUUGAUCAAGGCCACUGUAAAACUUUCCAAAUGAGCGACGGGGAGUGCGACUUCUUCUGCUUCUUCCGCUGCUGCUGAGGAAGAGUCUCCGGACAGGAAGGGAACCAUUUCAGCCAAUCGGAGCGGGGCGUGCGGGCGGGUAGGCGGGCCGUCUACCUGUCUGGGCCAAUCGGAGCGUGGAUGUCCGUGGACAUGAACAGCCAGGCGUCAGACAGCAACGAGGAAGACUUCGGGGUGAACUCGGAGGAAGAGGAGGAAGAUGGCGGCGAGGAGGAGGAGGCGGGGGACAUGGAGGGGUAUUACGACGAUGUAGCGAGCGACGUCGAACAGCAGGGGGCAGACUCGUUUGACCCGGAAGAGUACCUGUUCACGUGUCUCACCUAUAAGGAGAGCCAGAGGGUCCUGACGGAGGAAGUCAACACUGUGGCGGCCGCGCUCAAGGUUUUGCCGUCUGAAGCAAAGCUGAUCCUGGUGCAUUUCCACUGGCAGGUUUCACAGAUAAUAGAAAGAUACAAGUCGAAUUCUUCACUGGUUUUGUCAGACGCUCUGGUUCAGCCCAGCAGCAGCAGCAGAUCAGUCUCUAGCCUCCCUCCGCUGCAGUGUGGCGUGUGUCUACAGGUGGUCCGCAGAGACGCGCUCCUGGCUCUGCCCUGUCAGCACUCCUUCUGCAAAGCAUGCUGGGAGCAGCACUGCACCGUCCUGGUCAAAGACGGGAUGGGAGUCGGUAUCUCGUGUAUGGCUCAGGACUGCUCUCUGCGCAUGCCUGAGGAUUUUGUUUUACCGCUGCUGCCCGGAGAUGAGCUGAAAGAAAAAUAUAGACGCUACCUCUUCAGAGACUACGUAGAGAGUCACUUCCAGCUGCAGUUGUGUCCUGGAGCUGACUGUCCCAUAGUGAUCAAAGUCCAGGAGCCCAGAGCGCGCAGAGUCCAGUGCAGCCGCUGCUCUGAAGUAUUCUGCUUUAAAUGCCGUCAGAUGUACCACGCACCCACAGACUGUGCAACCAUCAGGAAAUGGCUAACCAAAUGUGCCGAUGACUCCGAGACGGCCAACUACAUCAGCGCACACACUAAAGAUUGUCCUAAGUGCAAUAUCUGCAUUGAGAAAAACGGCGGGUGCAAUCACAUGCAAUGCUCCAAGUGCAAACAUGACUUCUGCUGGAUGUGUCUGGGCGACUGGAAGACUCAUGGCAGUGAAUAUUAUGAAUGCAGCCGUUACAAAGAAAACCCCGACAUAGUGAACCAGAGCCAACAGGCCCAGGCCCGAGAGGCGCUCAAGAAAUACCUCUUCUACUUCGAGAGGUGGGAGAAUCACAACAAGUCUCUGCAGCUGGAGGCUCAGACAUAUCAGAGGAUUCAGGAGAAAAUCCAAGAGAGAGUCAUGAACAACCUGGGCACGUGGAUCGACUGGCAGUACCUGCAUAACGCUGCCAAGCUGCUCGCCAAGUGUCGCUACACAUUACAAUACACCUAUCCAUAUGCUUAUUACAUGGAGUCUGGUCCCCGCAAGAAACUGUUUGAGUAUCAGCAGGCACAGCUGGAGGCUGAGAUCGAGAACCUGUCGUGGAAGGUGGAGCGGGCAGACUCGUACGAGAGAGGAGUGGUGGGAGGAGAGGAGCUCAGUGCCAGUGACAGAGGGGACUUGGAGAACCAGAUGCACAUCGCAGAGCAGAGGAGACGCACACUGCUCAAAGAUUUUCACGACACAUAAGACUCCUCCUCCUCCUUCUGUCUCUCCUCUCUCCUCCUCCCUUCUGCCUACAUCGCUCUCCCUCCAUCCCUCCAUCCCUCUUUCACUUUCACAUCUCUUGUCUUUUUUUCUUUUAGAAUUUUUUUUUUUUUUUCUUCUUCUUUCACUCUCAA